AUGAGAAACAAGAAGUUUUUCUGCUUGGUCUUGUUCUUGCUCUCCUUCAUGGUUGAACUAAGCAUAGGACAGAACGACAGGAAGACCGAGGUCAAUGUUGGUGUUGUAACAGAUGUUGGGAAAAUGCUUACGGACAGGGCAAUGCUCUGCAUCAACAUGUCUCUCGUUGAUUUCUAUUCUUCUCGUCCUCAAUUUCAGACAAGGCUUGUCGUCAACGUCGGUGACUCCAGAAACACCGUCAUUGGUGCCACAGCUGCAGCUCUUGAGCUGAUAAAGAACAAGCAAGUGAAAGCGAUUGUGGGGCCAUGGACAUCUAUGCAAGCGCAUUUCAUGAUCGAAAUUAGCAAAGAAUCACAGGUUCCGCUUGUUUCCUACUCUGCGACAAGCCCAUUUCUUACUUCUCUCCGUAGUCCAUACUUCUUUCGAGCAACAUAUGAGGACUCUUCUCAAGUAAACGCCAUAAAAGCUAUCAUCAAGUUGUUUGGGUGGAGAGAAGUUGUGCCUCUUUACAUCGACAACACCUUUGGAGAAGGUGUAAUGCCUCGUCUCACCGAUGCACUACAAGAGAUCAACGUCCGGAUACCUUAUAGAUCUGCUAUCGCUCUAAAUGCAACUGAUGCUGAUAUCUCUGUGGAGCUUCUUAAGAUGAUGACCAUGCCCACAAGAGUGUUUAUUGUCCACACGAAUUAUACUCUUGCCUCAAGAGUCUUCACUAAAGCUAAGGAGAUUGGUUUGAUGAAACCAGGAUAUGUCUGGAUCCUUACCAAUGCAGUUACCCAUAGCUUAAGUUCGAUAGAUAGGAAGGGAAUCGAGGCGAUGGAGGGGGUAUUGGGUGUUAAGACUUAUAUUCGCAAUUCCGAAGAUCUCGACAAGUUUAGAGCUCGAUGGAGUAAGCUAUUCCCACAACCGGAGCUGAGUGUCUAUGGACUAUGGGCGUAUGAUGCUAUCACCGCGCUGGCGAUAGCCAUUGAAGAAGCUGGAACAAGUAACAUGACUUUCAGUAAUGCGGAUGCUGGGAGAAAUGUAUCUGAACUUGAAGCUCUUGGUGUAUCUCAAUACGGUCCAAAGCUUCUCCAGACACUCUCAAGUGUUCAAUUCGAAGGACUUGCAGGAGAUUUCCGUUUUGUCAACGGACAACUGCAACCAUCGGUGUUUGAGAUUGUUAACGUGGUCGGAACCGGAGAAAAGUCAAUAGGAUUCUGGACAGAGGAGAAUGGUCUUGUCAAGACACUGGACCAGCAACCGCAGAGCGAGAGCGCUUUAUCUACUUGGAAAGAUCAUCUUAAACACAUUAUAUGGCCUGGAGAGGGUGAUUCUAUUCCAAAAGGAUGGGAGAUCCCAACUAAUGGGAAGAAGUUGCGCAUCGGAGUUCCAAAGAAAACCGGUUUCACCGAUCUCUUGGAUGUCACAAGGGAUCCUAUCACCAAUUCAACAAUAGUCACAGGUUUCUGCAUAGACUUCUUCAAGGCUGUGAUUGAGAAAAUGCCUUAUGACAUCUCCUAUGAGUUCGUCCCUUUCGAGACACCCGAUGGUAAACCUGCAGGUGAUCACAACGAUUUGGUCCACCAAGUAUACCUCGGGAGAUAUGACGCGGUUGUGGGAGAUACAACCAUACUGGCGAACAGGUCCUCUUACGUCGAUUUCACAUUACCAUUCAUGAGAUCAGGCGUGGGACUGAUCGUCCCAGUAAAAGACGCAGUGAAAAGAGAUAAAUACAGUUUCUUGAAACCGUUGUCAUGGAAACUAUGGUUGGUUUCCUUUAUUUCCUUCUUCAUUAUUGGCCUUACUGUUUGGGCUGUUGAACAUAGGGUUAAUCCAGACUUCCAAGGACCGCGUCAAUACCAAGCGAGUACCAUCUUCUGGUUUGCCUUCUCUACCAUGGUUUUUGCUCCAAGAGAAAGAGUGUUCAGCUUUGGAGCAAGGAUCCUGGUUAUCACAUGGUACUUCAUCGUUCUCGUGCUGACUCAGAGUUACACAGCCAGUUUGGCGUCGCUUUUAACAUCACAAGAACUUCAUCCAACCGUAACCAACAUGAGAAGCUUGCUUGAGAAGGGGGAAGCAGUGGGUUACCAGAGAACGUCCUUCAUCCUCGGAAAGCUUGUAGAAGCCGGUUUCACUGAAUCCCGUCUUGUACCCUUUGACACCGCAGAAGAAUGCGAUGGGCUACUGAGAAAAGGACCAGAAAAAGGAGGUGUCUCUGCAGCUUUCUUGAGUAUACCUUACAUGAGACUCUUUUUUGGACAAUAUUGCAACACUUACAAAAUGGUUGAAGAGUCCUUCACUGUCGAUGGAUAUGGCUUUGUGUUUCCGAUCGGGUCACCUUUGGUUGGUGAUGUUUCAAGGGCUAUCUUAAAAGUAGCAGAGUCACCAAAGGCGAUGGAGCUUGAUCGCGCAUGGUUCAAGAAGAAAGACGAAACUUGUCCAGACCCUAGCACCAAUCCAGAUCCUAAUCCAUUUUCUACCUCUAGGCAGCUUGGGCUAGACAGUUUCUGGGUUCUGUUUGUUAUUGCGGCCGUGAUGUGCGUUCUUAUACUCGGGAAAUUCGCAGCCUAUGGGAAUGGUUCGUACAUCGACGAGGUAAAGAUGUGUCCUUGUCCGCCUCCACCGGAACCAAUCAUCAACGAGGUAGCGAUUUGUCCUGGUACGCCUCCACCGGGACCACACAUGAGCGAGGUACAGAUGACUCCUCCUCCGUGA
Messenger RNA from Microthlaspi erraticum, 2697 nucleotides. Lineage: Eukaryota; Viridiplantae; Streptophyta; Magnoliopsida; Brassicales; Brassicaceae. The record is from the annotation of a GenBank genome assembly.